Messenger RNA from Parnassius mnemosyne (clouded apollo), 1728 nucleotides. The record is from the annotation of a GenBank genome assembly. NCBI's taxonomy places the organism in Eukaryota, Metazoa, Arthropoda, Insecta, Lepidoptera, Papilionidae.
AGAUGAAAGUGGCCGUGGUGGUGCUAGGACUUCUGAUUUUCGUAGCAAUAUCUAACGCUCGGCCAGAUCUAAGUCAUUCUGAUUCUUCUAUCCUCGAAGAUGAAAGAGAAGAGGAGUCUGGAUAUGUAGAAAGAAAUCAAGAAUAUGACGGAAGACGAAGAAAGACGAGACAUUCACGUCAAAUUUUUAACGGGUACGACUAUCCAUGGCCUCCGUCUUAUGAGAGUCAUAAAAACCUUCGGCUUUUGGAAGAGAUUCUCUUUCAAGUGAAAAAACUUACCGAAGAGGUUUCGGGCUCUUUGAAAAGUUUUCGCCAACAGCCUGGAUAUACUCCACCUCAACCCAUUUACAUUCCAUACCCUAUUUAUUUACCAGCUCUAGGCUCAAAAUGCUUCAACGGUGUAAAUAAUAACUCAAACAAUGUGCCUGAUACUAAUACUAGAUUUUCUGAAAAUAUUGAUAAAAACCAAAUAUGGGGAAUUGAGCAAGGUGAAAAUAAUGUAGAUAAUGAUGACUUUGAUGGAACGAGACCAAUUUCUUUGAAGCCGCUUGAUUUAAACCGGCCCCAGGGCAGGCCGAUACCUCCUGUUGACCAUGGCAGUUCUCAAGCAGGGGAUGUAACAACUGCCGCCCCGACAUUUACAACCAAGUCGCCGAUACAGGAGCCCGGUAUUUGUGAAGCCGCUAUCCUUUCUUGCUGUAGAUUUAGCGAUUCGAAACAGAAACAAUGUUUCACAGAAUAUGGCUGUGUUAAAACGUACUCUACAGGGGUUGCUUGCUCGCCAAAAGCAAUUCAAGCGGUAAUUCAGAACUUUAAAAAUGCAUAUGCGCCUAGAUGAUCACAUACAAAAUAAAAGAAAACUUAUUAUAUCACCUAACAGUAUUAUAUGAUAUAAUUAAUUUACAAUAUUAAGGUGGAACUAAUAAAUUUUCCACAGUAGACUUUUUCGACGAUUUAUCUAACAAAUGAGCUUAGAUCGAUUUUUCUUUCCUACUAGCUAGUAUUUUUUAAUCAUUUAAAAUCGAACUCAAAGCGAUUUUCGUUUCCUAUUACUGAACUCUGAAAUUGUUAUUGUAUUUUAUUAAAACAUAUUAUAAUUUAGUAAUAUUGUAUUUGAUGGAAUAACUUCGAUAUCGUUUGGCGUUAACUUGAUAUUAUAUUAAACAGGAAAACGAAUGUAACAAAGUUAUGAUGCCUAAUAUGUUUCUUAGGCGUAAAAUAUGAUAAAAACGGCACGGCUUAUCUACUUAAAUAAUAGACAACGGUGUAUACGUAAGCUAAGUCUACACUAUAAAAAAUUUAUAUUUACUUAAAAUACGACCAUGUAUUCCAGGAGUUCUUAUCAGCAAAUAUGAGUGCGUUGUAUUGUCGCCUUAUCAAACAUUAUGCAUCAUUAUCGAACACAAGCUGUGUUAAUUUAUUUACUAAGGAGAACUAAAAGUAUUAAAUUAUUUCUAUUAUACAGUUGAAAUUUAAAUCGCAUUUAGCGCUAUGCAUUAUGUAAUUGUUCAUAUUAAGAUGCCAUAGAAGUUCAGUGUAUGUGAUUGUUAACAAAUAAAUGUAUAAUUAGGUAUAAUUUGUGUUAAAUGUAUUGUGUAGUCAUUAACUGCAAAAUUUCACUCCGAUAUGUGCAGCUUUUAUUAGGCAUUUAACGAUAUUUAUUAUUAAUUAAUUUAUACACUUGUCAAUUGUGCCUAGUCUAUUAUACAUUUUUUAAUAAUUAAGUC